Molecule: messenger RNA, 939 nt
Organism: Candidula unifasciata
Lineage: Eukaryota; Metazoa; Mollusca; Gastropoda; Stylommatophora; Geomitridae
Source: the annotation of a GenBank genome assembly
AUGUUUGAAGGAAUUGGCACCUCUGCACUUCUUAUUUACGUUUCGCUGCUUGUUAUCGUUCUGAUUGCGCUGACACUUAUAAUCCUGCUGAUUCAUUCUGGACUGUUUCGUCCCGUGGAUGACGUUGGAACUGGGAAACCGCCGAUCGGUCAAGCGACCAUUGCUUACAAAUUUCAGAAAGGUUCUUACAGUUCGGCUGGUCAAAUAUUUACCGAGGCAGCAUUAAUUGCACCUGAUAAUAAGGCUUUAGGCAUUUACUAUGACGAUCCAGACAAGGUGGAUUCAAAUGAAACACGAUAUUUGGUGGGGUCAGUAUUAUCUGAAGGCCCCACAGCUCCCAAUGAAGAGUUGGUGAAAAAAUUCAUAGAUCAAGAUUAUAAAAUACUGCAUCUUCCAGAGGUAACUUACGCAGUCCAAACCAAAUUCCCACAUAUUACAACAUUGUCCAUCCUGAUAGCUGUCCACAAAGCCUAUCCAAGACUGAAGGAUUACAUUGAAGAGCAUAAGCUGUGUGCACAUCCCUUCAUUGAAAUCUACGAUGGAAAGACAAUCCAUUUUGUGGCUCCCUUGUCCAAACAAGACGAGUUUUAUGUACCUGAGUGUGAACAGCCAAAAUGUGGUGACCAGGACUUAAGUGAUGGAGAUGGAACUGUGCUAGAUACAUCGGCUUCUGCCCUCGGUGAAUCUCAAGAAAGUCAGAAUGUUAGCCACACCACUGAUGACUCUUUGUCACAGGAUAUGCCAGAGCCGGAACCAGAAGAGGAGCUGCAAGACAAAUCAGCUCCCAUUGAUGUGGAUUAUGCUGAAGAUGUGGAGGAUAGCAAUGGUAAUAAUAAUUUGGUGGAAGGGAAUGGGGAGGAAAGAGCCAAUGAUGAUGAACAGGCCUCCGAUGAUUCCUCAUCCUCCUUUGAAGUACUGAGAACUGAAACCGCUGAAUAA